This is a messenger RNA of Hemibagrus wyckioides, 3113 nucleotides long. It is a transcript of the gene gjc2, whose product is annotated as gap junction protein gamma 2. Gene Ontology annotation, biological process: cell communication. Gene Ontology annotation, cellular component: connexin complex. The transcript is spliced from 2 exons. The coding region runs from base 530 to 1831 and encodes 433 amino acids. The record is from RefSeq and is a predicted model, not a curated record. Lineage: Eukaryota; Metazoa; Chordata; Actinopteri; Siluriformes; Bagridae.
CAGGGGCCCAGCAGGGGCAUCUCGGUGGAGCUGGGAUUCAAACUCACAACCUUCUGAUCAGUAGUCCAAGAUCUGAACCACUGAGCUACCAGUUCCUCGUCUGCCUCCUCUUCUUCUACCUCUUCCUCCUCCUCUUCUGAUAAUGAUGAUGAGGAUGAGGAUGAGUUUUUGUUUAUUAUCUGCAGUAUUGUGAGUAAGAGUGGUGUCUGCUCCCUCAGUACAGAGUGUACAGUGUGAAUGGAGAGGAACAGCAGUGCUGAUUGAUGGUGUGAAGGGAAACGGCGGCUCAGCGAGAAGAACAAUGCUGCUAUUGGACAGUGGUGUGAUGUAACCGCUUGGCUUGUACUUGGUGGUGCAGGCUCUGGACAGAUCUCUUUGUUCUCCUUCAUUCUGUCUAGCAUGUCCAGUGGAGGUGGUCAGGUUCACGUGUGAGGAGCAGCGCUGGACCCUCUCCUCUGCAGGAAGAGGAAUCUCCAGGAGGAGCAUGGAGCACAGGAGGUGAUGGAGAGACUGUAGUUGAGCUUGGUUUAUGACCAACAUGAGCUGGAGUUUCCUCACCCGUCUCCUGGAGGAGAUCCACAAUCACUCCACGUUUGUGGGGAAGGUGUGGCUGACGGUCCUCAUCGUGUUCCGCAUCGUUCUGACGGCGGUGGGCGGAGAGUCCAUCUACUCUGACGAGCAGUCCAAGUUCACCUGCAACACCAAGCAGCCCGGCUGCGACAACGUCUGCUACGAUUCGUUCGCUCCGCUCUCACAUGUCCGCUUCUGGGUCUUCCAGAUCAUCAUGAUCUCCACACCGUCCGUCAUGUACCUCGGCUACGCCAUCCACAGAAUCGCCCGUGCCUCAGAGGAUGAUGAGGACAAGAUGAAGAAGCGGAACAGGAGGAACCUCAGGAGCAGAUGGAGGGACGUGGACCGGAUGGAGGAGGAAGACGACGCUGGUGACUGUGACGACAUGGAACCGAUGAUGUACAGCGAUGCGCUGGAGCUCCAGGAAGCCAAAACCGAGAUGGAGAAGAACUCCAAAAAAGACGGCAGUAAACACGAUGGCCGUCGCAGGAUCAUGCAAGAAGGUCUGAUGAAGAUUUACGUCCUCCAGCUCUUAUCACGUGCCAUUUUCGAGGUCUUCUUCCUGGUGGGUCAAUACCUGCUGUACGGAUUCCACGUCAGUCCCUCGUAUGUGUGCGAUGAAAUCCCGUGUCCUCAUCGAGUCGACUGCUUUGUGUCUCGUCCCACCGAGAAAACCAUCUUCCUGCUGGUCAUGUACGUGGUCAGCUGCCUCUGUUUGCUGCUCAACAUCUGCGAGAUGUUCCACCUUGGCAUCGGUGCUUUCCGGGACAUGCUCAGAAGACGCCGGAUCCGUGACCGGAGUCUCCGCUCCUGCGCUUUUCCAUACGCUCGCAAUAUUCCGGCCUCACCUCCGGGAUACAACUUUGUGGUUAAAUCGGAGAAAAUGGGCCACCAGAACCAAAACGGUGUCCUUUCUCAUCAACAGAAUCAGAACAGCGUCCUCUCUCAGCAGCCGAACCACAGUGGUGUUGUCCCACACAACCAGAACCAGGACCAGGACCAGAACAGUGCCAGUCCGGAUGAAAACGUCCCACCAGACCUGGCAAGUUUACACCAUCAUCUGCGCGUGGCUCAGGAGCAGCUGGACAUGGCCUUUAGGACCUACAGCACCAAAAGCUCUCCCAUGUCCAGAACCAGCAGUCCGGCGUCUGAACAGAACCGAGUCAACUCCGAGCAGGAGAGACAGGGAGCGAGGCCCAAAGCUGAAGUGGGGAAAGGUGGGACUACAGUGAGGAACGGCAAAACUUCAGUGUGGAUUUAGACUCCAGCGCUGACCAUUAACUCAGAAUAAACAUUAUUAUUAUUAUUAUUAUUAUUAUUAUUAUUAUUAUUAUUAUUAUUAUUAGAUCUGGGGCAUAGAAACUUUCUCUUUGUUUCCUGCUCUAAAAACCUCAGUGUUCAUAUAAAUUAAUUUAAAUGAAUAAUGAACAAGAUUCUGUAUGGAUUUGAAAAUAAAUAAUAAUAAAAAAAUAAUAAUAAUAAUAAUAAUAAAAAACACAGUGUCAUAUCACAUGCUGUAAAAAAAAACUGUUUUCAUUUUUUUGUGCAAAAUAAUCAAGUUUUAAAGAACUGAAAUAAAAGAAAAAUGAUUUAAUAAAAACACAUUUACUCCUCACAGAAAUAAACAACAAACAGCUAAUCAGCUCCAGAAUCAACAAACAAGUCAGGGUUAGUAAAUAAUAAUAAUAAUAUUAAUAAUAAUAAUAAUAAUAAUAAUAAUAAUAAUAAUAAUAAUAAUAAUAAUAAUAAUAAUAAUAAUUUCUCCAUUGUUGUUGUGUAUUAAUUGUAGUUGUUGAUGAUCUGCAUGUUUAACAUUCAUCUGUACUCUGUAGAAUUAGUGUAGAGUUAUAGAGUAUGUUUUUUAGAGAUGAGGAGAAAUGAACUAGCUGUGACGUGUGUGUGUGUGUGUGUGUGUGUGUGUGUGUGUGUGUGUGUGUAAAUAUUUUCUAUUUAUUUAUUUUUAGUUGAAACUUGCACUAAGUUACUGAGGAAUAAAAAAGUAUCUAACAGUGUAAAUAAAUCCAGAGAGCUUAUGAUGUUCAAAUGUUUUGGAAAAUAAAUCUAAGCCCAUUCUUUAUUCAGAGGUUUAUUUGAUUUUUUGUAAAUAAGAAUGGGAACAGGAGCUUUAGUUACGUCUGUAUUCUAAUCAUGAGAGUUAGCAAUCCGCCUACACAAAACUAUGGGAUUUAGCAUCAGCAGCUACGACUAGCUGACCUUCCACUUUAACGACUUGAUUUUUAGAAUAAUUGCACCAGCUUUUUUCUUUAGCUAAUUUAUCUAACAUGGAGAUCUUAUCUAAUAGCAAUAGGUGUAGUGAGGUACCUAGCUUUAGCUGUUUACAAUAUUUAAGUUUUAGAGACAGAUUUGAUUCCUUUUCUGUGCAGAAGUUAAUUAAAAUAGCACAAACGCAAUGACUGACAUGAGCAAAAAGAAAUAAAUAAUGAAUGACCCCGAGGUAAUGCUAAAUGCACAAGCUAAUGUGCCUUAUGACUGUAACUGUGAUGUGUAAUUUAAAACAAAUAAUAAAAGUAGGAUUGCUGUAA